Molecule: messenger RNA, 1338 nt
Organism: Pomacea canaliculata
Lineage: Eukaryota; Metazoa; Mollusca; Gastropoda; Architaenioglossa; Ampullariidae
Product: gem-associated protein 2-like
Exons: 8
Coding region: 234-1079 (281 amino acids)
Biological process (GO): spliceosomal complex assembly; spliceosomal snRNP assembly
Cellular component (GO): nucleus; SMN complex; spliceosomal complex
Source: RefSeq, a predicted model, not a curated record
ACAGCGCUUAGUUUCGAAGGGGACACAACUCCAAAGGAUACCGUGUAAACUACAUCACGGACGUGUAUGAAAUAAGUUUGUGCGUACAUAGAACACAGUUACCGAGGAUCAUUCCAACCCACUUAAAAUAAUAAGUUUCAGAUCAGGGCUGUAUCCGCUAUGUGUUGACGUAUCCUUGAAAAAAGGACAAAGAGGUGCAGUUCUGACGUGUCUGAUAGUACGUUGUCUUUAAAAUGUUAAAAGCACAUGCCAACCAAGUUUCAUCAGAUCUAGAUGAUGAGGAUAACAGCUUACUGGAACCCGCUCUUGUUGUUAAUGAAUAUGAAGACACCGAUUUCGAUUUAAAUAUUCCUCCGACAACUGGUAACGAAUAUCUGCGAAGAGUAAGACAGGAGGCUCAAAACUGUCCCAAAGUGGUAGUGGCAAAUUUGGAUACAAAAAUAUUCAACAACAGACAGACAGUCAAAAUCCAGACUAAGGACUGCAUGCCUGCACCACAUGGCUUUGGUCCAAGACCAGACUGGGUUAAGAUGCAGAUAGAAGACUUUGUACAACUGAGACAAAAAAUUGCCCAUUUCAAAGCCCUGCUGACCAAGAAAAAAGUCACACUACCAGCAGUAUGUCUUCCCCUGGCAAAUGAUGCAGAAAGCUGGUGUCGUCUGAGCUUUGGGCGACUGCAACUGAAGACAUCAGCACGCCAGGAAGAGAGUGAUGCCACUGGAGGUAUUCAUGGUGAGACGCAGCUCCAGAAUGAUGGAACUGGCACACCACCACUCCUAAGCAUUAUAGCACGCAUGGACCAGCAACAGAUUGAGCGAGUCCUUGAAUAUCACACCAACUGGUUGGAGGCUACAGGAUUUACCCGCAAGCAGGGCCAAUGGUUCUAUGCAUUACUCUCAGUACUGCAGAAACCUCUUACGCCAGAAGCAUGCUCAUGGCUACGGCAGCUUGCUCGUCUGUGCUCAAUCAUACGAGCCUCGCUGGUGUCAACAGAGGAUGAGGCAGUACAUCAGCUUAAUUUACUUAUCUGCAUAGUGGCCAGAUACUUUGACCAGGGAGACCUUGCAGACAAAACGUGACACUCCUCAUAACUACACAAACUUCAGUGGAAUUUUUACAGCCAUCAUCUUUUUCAUUUAAAUUUCAUAUCUAAUUUUAAAAUCUUUAUAUAGCAUAUUUUAAAAUUCAUACCAAGUUUUAUUGGCUUUGUGUUGUUAAAAAUUUUGUAAAGGGAGGUUUGAGGUGGCCGUAUUUCAUCUGUGUAAUGAACUGUUUAACAGUGAUGAAAUGGUAAAACUUCUUAACAAUUCUGAUAAUAAACUGUGUUUAUGGACUCAC